AUGCCAGAGACGGAUUUGUCGUUUGGAAGGUCAUUACUAAGUUUGCGUCGGGACCAAGUGCACUUAAUGGACCAAACUGAGCCUACGAGCAUGGAGGUGGAGUUAGAUUCCUUUCAGAGACAAGUUGCUGAGAAAUUUAUUGACCUCAACGCCUCUGCGAAUGACGAUGAGCUCCUCUCACUUGAAUGGAUAGGAAAACUUCUUGAUUCAUUUCUUUGUUGCCAAGAAGAAUUUCGAGUAAUAAUAUUCAACCACAAGUCUCAGCUUCUCAAACAGCCAAUGGAUCGUUUGAUAGAAGAUUACUUUGAGAGGAGCAUCAAAGCUCUUGAUGUAUGCAAUGCAAUUCGUGAUGGGAUCGAGCUGAUCGGGCAAUGGCAAAAACUAAUUGAAAUCGUAAUAUGCGCUUUGAAAGCGAGCCAUGGACAGCUCGGUGAAGGAGAAAUCCACCGUGCUAAGAAAGCUUUGAUUGAUUUAGCAAUUGGGAUGCUAGAUGAGAAAGAUUCCUCUAACUCAUUGGCCCAGCGUAACCGUUCUUUCACACGUAACAAGGACAAUAAUCAACACACUGCCUAUUUAAGGUCGCUGUCUUGGAGCGUGUCUCGGUCUUGGUCAGCCGCAAAGCAGUUACAAGGGAUAGGAAAUAACUUGGCCACACCUCGAUCUAGCGAUGUCAUGGCUACUAAUGGUCUAGCCCUAACGGUCUACACAAUGACAUCGAUAUUGCUGUUUGUUAUGUGGGUUCUUGUAGCCGCUAUACCUUGCCAAGACCGUGGUUUACAAGUGCAUUUUUACUUCCCAAGGCAUUUCCAAUGGGCAGUACCAGUAAUGUCCUUGCACGAUAAGAUCAUGGAUGAAUCAAAGAAAAGAGAUAAAAAGAAAGCAUGUGGAUUGCUUAAAGAGAUUAAUCUAAUGGAAAAAAACUCGAGAAUGUUAAGUGAAAUGAUUGAUUCAGAUAACUUCUCAUUAACCGAUGAGAAUGGGUUAGAAAUGAAGGAGAGAGUGGAAGAGUUGAUGCAAAUACGUGAAUCUGUGAAAGAGGGCUUGGAUCCUUUCGAAAGGAAAGUUAGAGACGUUUUCCACAGGAUUGUUCGUAGCCGCACUGAGGCACUUGAUUCCCUCCGAAAGGUUCAUGAUCAAGAAUAG
Eruca vesicaria subsp. sativa (arugula) is the source of this 1143-nucleotide messenger RNA. The record is from the annotation of a GenBank genome assembly. Lineage: Eukaryota; Viridiplantae; Streptophyta; Magnoliopsida; Brassicales; Brassicaceae.